AUGUCGACAUUGACAGCGGUGACAACUUCGUCUACGCCCACGCCUACGGGCGACAGGGCUCCUUCACAAGGCGGCAUCUUUGAGGGCAUGAAUCCUUCGGUUUACAACCCCGCCGACCCGAUUAUCAUGUUCAUCAUCCAAGCAACCAUUGUCAUUACGUUGACUAGAUUGCUCUAUUGGCCGCUGUCCAAGAUCCGCGAGCCGAGGGUCAUCGCCGAAGUCAUCGCUGGUAUUCUUCUCGGUCCCUCGGUUCUCGGUCGCAUCCCCGGCUUUACCGCAGCCAUAUUCCCUCCGAACUCCAUGCCGCCCUUCCGACUAGCAGCCAACAUCGGGCUCGUUCUCUUCCUGUUUCUUGUCGGCCUCGAGAUCAACCUGUCGUAUCUCCUCAGCAAUUGGCGAACCGCUAUCAGUGUCGCGACUCUGGAUAUGGCCAUCCCCUUUGGUUUGGGCGUCGCAGUUGCGUGGGGACUGUACAACGAAUUCCACAACGAGCCGGGAAUCGCACCCAUCUCGUUCGGAGUGUUUGCGCUCUUCAUUGGUGUCGCAAUGGCAAUCACCGCGUUCCCGGUCCUGUGCCGCAUCUUGACAUCCUUGAAACUGCUCAACACCACUGUUGGUGUGAUCGUCCUUACGUCCGGCAUCGCCAACGACGUUGUCGGCUGGGUUCUUCUCGCUCUGUGCGUCACCCUCGUCAACUCUGGAGCUGGUGUUACUGCGGUAUACAUCCUGCUGGUAUCCAUUGGGUUUGCUUUGUUCCUUGGGUUCGCCGUUCGGCCUGCUUUCAUGUACGUCCUUCGCAGGACGAAGAGUUUGGAAAAUGGCCCAACUCAAGGAGUCGUCGCCCUGACGCUUCUUCUUGUCCUGGCUUCUGCGUUCUUCACCAGCAUCAUUGGCGUCCAUUCCAUCUUUGGCGCCUUCAUGGUCGGCCUGAUGUGUCCCCACGAAGGAGGUUUCGCCAUCAAGCUGACUGAAAAGAUCGAGGAUUUGAUCUCAACUCUGUUCGUUCCGUUGUUCUUCGCGCUAUCUGGAAUCAACACCAAUCUCGGUCUGCUGGACAGUGGUCGAACCUGGGGUUACGUAGUUGCCAUCAUCUUCGUCGCUUUCUUCAGUAAGGUGAUUGGAGGUACCGCUGGCGCCCGCAUGAACGGUCUUGUGUGGCGUGAAUCUUUCACCAUCGGCACUCUCAUGUCAUGCAAGGGACUCGUUGAGCUCAUCGUCCUGAACAUUGGCCUGCAGGCCAAGAUUCUCAGCACAAGAACCUUCACCAUGUUCGUUGUCAUGGCUCUUGUCACAACCUUCGCUACGUCCCCUCUAGUCAUGUGGUUGUAUCCUCCGUCUUACCAGCAGAAGCUUGACUUGUGGAAGAGAGGAAAGAUCAACUGGGAUGGAACGCCGAUCGUUCAUCAUGGUGCAGAUGGUGAGGACGAAGAUGAUCAAAAGGAGGUCGCAAGCAAGCUUUUGGUCUAUCUGCGAACCGACGGUCUCUCAAGCCUCCUGUCUACGAUCUCGAUGUUUACCAGUGGCCAGUCUAGCGUCAGUUCAAAGAGCUCCUCUGCCGAUAUUCACGGACAUCGUUCUGGUGAGAAGGGGCUUGUCGAUCACGCAGCCCUCGCUCCCGGAGAAGAUACACCUCAUCAUGAACUGCUUCGGAUCCAUGGCUGCCGCCUCGUUGGCCUUAGUGAGCGCAACUCGUCGGUCAUGAAAGUCUCAGAAAUUGAGGACUAUGCCGGACAUGACCCCAUCAUCAAAGCUUUCGGUACCUCCGCCAACAACACCACGAGAGAUGUUGUCAUCUCCGGCCAGAUUGCGGUGGUCCCUGAGGAUUCUUUCGCGGACACUCUCGCUACCCAGGCGAAUAAACUCAGCAGUGACCUUAUUCUCGUUCCAUGGAGCGAGACUGGCACUAUUUCUGAGCUACCUUCCUUCUACAGCGCAACUACUAGAGGUGAUCCGAUCACCAGCGGCGAUUUUCCUAACCUCAUGUACAACAUCUUCAACGAAGCUCGGCAUAUAUCAGCUGUCGCGACUUUUAUCGACUCGACAUUGUUCGACAAGUCAGAGCCCGGCAUCAGAAAGCCUAGACAACUGCAACGACAUGUCUCCGGCGUCAGCUUGUCUGAGCUUCAAGACCCGUCCGCGGCGAGGUUCUUCUCCGCAGAGCGGCGCGGCAAGAAGACAUUACGCGUGUUAUACACCGGGGCCGAAGAUGACCUUUUCGCUGUCAAGCUCGGCAUCCAAUUGGCCCAAAACGAGAAUCUCGAAGUCACCGUCGUUGAGGCUGCCGACCUUAAUGCUUCCAUCAACAUGAAGUACGCGCGGAUCAAAGCGAAUGUCCACAACACCAUCGCCAAUCGAAUCACGUAUCGUCAGAUCGACAUUACCAAAGAUGCGACUACCACAGCUAUUGUCUCCGAGUUUCUGGCCUUGCAAAAUGGCGAUGACAGGGCAACAACAUUCAUAAUUGGUCGCGCCGCGUCUGUUUCACAACCCACGUCUAUUGAGUUGGACGGCUCAUCAAGCGUUAUUGACCCACGCAAAACGCUGGGAUCCACAGCUAGCGAAGUCAUCUCAGAGAUCAAAAAGAGAAGCAUAUCAAAUGCCAGCCUUAUGAUUGUCCAAGGCAAACAUCAAACAAGGGAUAAUCGCGCGCUCCAAAGGAAGCCGAGUGUAUAUUCACACACGAGUAAGGACUGA
Colletotrichum siamense is the source of this 2694-nucleotide messenger RNA. RefSeq names its product K(+)/H(+) antiporter 1 (gene kha1). Gene Ontology annotation, cellular component: membrane. Lineage: Eukaryota; Fungi; Ascomycota; Sordariomycetes; Glomerellales; Glomerellaceae. The transcript has 2 exons. The coding region runs from base 1 to 2694 and encodes 897 amino acids. Gene Ontology annotation, molecular function: antiporter activity. The record is from RefSeq and is a predicted model, not a curated record. Gene Ontology annotation, biological process: proton transmembrane transport.